UCCAGGUCUGGAAGAGGACUUCCCACAAUCUCCUGUGCUGUUUUCACCACCCGGGAUCCUGUCCUGAGCUGUGCAGCUGCCGUACCACACUACUGCACCAAGAGAGAGGAUGCUUUCUAUUGUGGCCCUGUAGAAGUUUGCCAGGAGCUGAGGGGAGAGACCACCACGUUUCAGCUUCCUGAGGAAGAAGAGUCUUUGUUGAGCCCUCUUCACCAGGGCUGUAAAAAGGGUGUGGAAGAGGUUGACAAAAGCACUGAAACUGCAGAGGGAACAUGGUCAGAGACGUGCUUUUUAAUCUCCUACUACUCUGGUCACUUGGCCAUGACCUUCACACAACUGGCUUAAAGGAUGAUGGUCCAAAGGAGCAAUCCUGGAGUAAUCAGAACCUGUAUUCCGUCCCCCUGGAUUUGGAUGUAAGGCUGCGAAAACUCGAUCUAUCCAAUAAUUUCAUCAGACAGUUGCACACACUUGAUGUGCCGUACUUGGAGCAGCUGGACUUGAGCAGCAACCAGCUGGAGCUCAUCUCUGAAGGGGCGUUUGACAACCUGGCUCUGCUUGAGGAGCUGAAUUUGUCUGUAAAUGCGCUGAACACCAACCUUGACAGAAACAGCAAAAGCCUCCAAUCUAUUGGUCGACUGAAGAUUUUGGACAUAUCAAUGAACAGUCUGGGGGUUGAGGCGGUGAAGCUGUACUUACAAAACAAAUCUUCUCUUGAGAAACUUAAGAUGACUGGGAAUUCUUUAACAACACUCACACGCUAUUUGUUCAAAGAGAAUCAAGGUCUGAGGAGCAUUACUAUUGAUGACAAUCUGAUAUCAGCAAUUGAUGCGGGGACGUUUGAACUGCUUGACAAACUACAGAGCUUACACUUGGCCAAGAAUAACCUCGCCCAUAUCUGUGAUUUUAAAUUACCACAAGUUAAGUAUUUAAACCUAAGUAGAAACUCUAUACAGUUCUUUGUUACCGCAGAAGAUAACCAAGUGUACAAUCUUGAAAUUCUUGAUCUAAGUCAUAACAAACUACUUUAUUUCCCAAUUCUCCCAAAACUGAACCAGCUGAAAUACCUCUAUUUACGUCAUAACAUGAUGGGCACCCUAACUUCAGAGGCAUCAAUGGUAUUAGAGGUUAAUUCUCUUUACAAUGACGUCGUAAAAAAGGGUGACAUUAGAAUCACAAAAAAUUACCUCCACUCAAACUGGAGACUGAUGCCAUUGAUCUAUAUUGACAUCAGCUAUAACCACUUUACAUCUUUCCCUCUGGAGACUUUGAGCCUUCUCUCCUCUUUGGAAGAGCUAAAUUUCAGUUUUAACUGCCUGCAAAAACUCACAUGGACUGUUCGGCAUGACAGUGAAUCUGGACACUACAGGCAACUCUACUUUCCCUCCUUAAAGUACCUGAACAUGCAAAGCAAUGGACUCAAAUUGGUUUCGCCGCUCUUUCUUCAGGCCCUCACACAAGUCGAGACAAUAAAUCUCCAAGACAACUCAGUGAAGCCUUGCGCUCCCGUGAGCCAGCUGCAGAGCUCUACAUCACAGCAGCAACUUAACUUUAACUCAUCAUGUUUAGCCUUUGGAAAAUUAAGAACCCUCAAAUAUCUCAACCUUGAAAACAAUGGCAUCAGGAUCCUUCAUGCAAACGCUUUCAAGAAAACCUGUUUGAUAUCCCUCAACCUCGCAAGAAAUUUCCAUAUGGUCAUGCAAGCUGGUGCACUGGAGGGUGUGCAGGAGACUUUACAGUCGUUGAUGAUGGGUGAAGUGAACAUGAACAGUUCUGACAUGUUCCUUCCCUGCCUACCAGCACUAACACAUCUGAAUAUAUCCAACAAUAAUCUAAAUGUCUUACCUCACAGUUUAAGUUGUUCUCCUCUGAGAGAACUCAGCAUACAAAAUAAUAGCUUUCUGUCUUUAAACCAAUCAUUGAUUCUCGCAUUAUCAACACAUCUUCAUGCUAUGUACAUUAGCGGAAAUGCCUUUAACUGUUGUGACGCUCACUGGCUAAGGAUCCUCAAUGAGUCGAGGAUUAAACUGCCUGAUGUCAAUCAAAGCGCAUGCUUUACAGAUAACACCAGAAUUCAGAUUGGUGAGUAUUUGACGAGUUCUUCUCUCUAUUGCUCACCACACAUAAAAGGGAUUCACUUGGGAGAAAUGAUUAUAGUUGUUUUGUUUUUAACUAUAAUGAUAACGGUGUCGAUUAUGUUCACAAGAAAAUUGUGUAGCAUCAAAGAAUCGUUCGUAGUAUGAGAUCCAAUACAAACGCUGUAUCAAAAAGUCUGCUUGGUUUUGACAUGGUCAAAAAAUAUAAAUUCAACUGACCUGAAUAUAAGACGACCCUCAGUAUAAGAUGCCCGCUUUUUAACAAAAAAAAUUCUGACAUACUGUAUGAGAGACAAAUGAUUGUUAUUUAAAUCAUGUUUUAAAAUAUAACCAAUAUAACUGUUAGAUUGCAAUGAAAGUUACUCGACAGUUGAUCACUGCUUCAUUGACUACCAUUAUUUUAAAAUUAGCAUCAUAAUCCCUCCCCUCUGUUGUUUUCUAACUUGCCCAACUUUUCAGACACUUUUUUUCUCUCUGUGUCACGGCUGCUCUGUAGGACACUGGUGUAUGUGAGUGACAGGAAGAAAAGCUCUGACUUGCUUGGGGAAAAAGUAGUUUUUCGGCACCUGCGAUUCUGUGGUUUGCUUGUAUCUCAAGACUCCAAAUACAAGAUGACUCGUCUUUUUCAGAAUUUCCAGAAAAAAUUGUCUUAUUUUCAAUACAAUACAAAAUUUAAUAAUGUCCACUUCUGUUCGUCAAUGUGCAAUCUACAGAAAUGUACCCCAUAAGAUCAUCCCUUGCUGUGAAAGUUCUUUUUACAUUUGUGACAGCUAUGCUAAAAACAUGUGAUGAGUGAGGCGUACCUGCAGUGCGACUCAAUCAAGCAUUACACCCUCAUCAAUUGUCACUACAGCCAUUUAAAGAGUUUAAAAAGUGUGUUAUGGUCAUAACAUUUUAAUAUUAAGAGCGGUUAACACUUGGAAAAAAAAAAUACCUGUAUAGUUAAUCCAAGUUUAUGAUGGCCAUAGUUUGACUCUGGAACUGAUUAUUUCCAUUUCUAUUAGGUGAUGUGUAAACAUUAUCACUCAAAAUGUACAGUGGCUGUUUAAUACAAAGCAUGGUACUUCGAUACAGCUUUGUCUGCUGGUAUGGUUUCAUCAAAAUAAAAGAGCACCUGCUUAGUUCUUCUUUGAUGAAUGCCAUCUAAAAAGACCAUACAAAAGAGAUAUUUUCCUUCUUGUACAGAGACGUUGUGGUAUGCAUUUUAUUUUUUAACCACGUUUUCAUUUGCAAAUGUAAAACAGUGAAAGCAAAGGAGAAGGCUUCAUUGUGUUGACUGAUA
Molecule: messenger RNA, 3375 nt
Organism: Dunckerocampus dactyliophorus (ringed pipefish)
Lineage: Eukaryota; Metazoa; Chordata; Actinopteri; Syngnathiformes; Syngnathidae
Product: transforming growth factor beta activator LRRC33-like
Exons: 3
Coding region: 273-2240 (655 amino acids)
Molecular function (GO): protein binding
Source: RefSeq, a predicted model, not a curated record